Molecule: messenger RNA, 1156 nt
Organism: Sphaerulina musiva SO2202
Lineage: Eukaryota; Fungi; Ascomycota; Dothideomycetes; Mycosphaerellales; Mycosphaerellaceae
Product: oxidoreductase
Exons: 2
Coding region: 1-1074 (357 amino acids)
Molecular function (GO): oxidoreductase activity, acting on NAD(P)H
Source: RefSeq, a predicted model, not a curated record
AUGAAAGCCAUCAAAUGCUUCGGCCCCAAGAACGCCAAAGUCAUCCCGGACGCUCCCGUCCCAGAAGCCCCAGCAGAUUAUCUCCUAGUAAAAGUCAUCGCAGUAGCACUCAACCCCACCGACUGGAAACACAUCGACUUCAUCGCUCAGCCCGACUACAACCACACCGUCGGCUGCGACUACGCCGGCAUAGUCGUAUCCGUCGGCUCAGCAGUCACGAAAAGCUUCCGGCCCGGAGAUCGCAUCGCCGGCUUCUCCCAUGGCAGCAAACACGAAGACCCAUCAUCUGGAUGUUUUGCCGAAUAUGCAAAAGUCAAAGGCGACAUUCAAUUGAAAAUCCCGGAGAAUAUCUCUUUUGAAGAAGCUGCGAGCUGGCCUACUGGUAUCAAUACGACGGGACAAGGGAUGUAUGGUCCUGAUGGUCUGGGACUACCUGAGCCCGAGCAGCAACAGCAGCAGCAGUCUGCUACGGCGGAGAAAGUUCCUAUUUUGAUUUAUGGUGGUUCGACGAAUACGGGACUGUGGGCGAUUCAGUAUGCCAAAUUGAGUGGACUUCGUGUGAUUACGACUUGUUCGGAGAAGAAUUUCGAAGCUGUGAAAGCGCUGGGUGCGGAUGAGGUUUUUGAUUAUCGGGAUGAGAAGUGCGGUGAGAAGAUACGAGAGGUGACGAAGAAUGGGUUGAAAUUUGCGUUCGAUUGUGUUUCCGAGGGGAACAGUAUGGAGAUUUGUGCCAAAGCAUUAAGCAGCGAUGGGUCUGGAGCUCAAUACAACGCUCUACUUCCCGUCGAAUUCCCACGCAAAGACGUCAAGACGUCCUUCACCAUCGGCUACUCGGUGAAUGGGGAAGACUUCACUUUCUUUGGAAAUUACCAGCCUGCGAAACCACAGGACUUUGACUUUGGGAAACGCUGGGGCGCGCUUGCUGAAAAGCUGCUUACGAGUGGUAGCAUCAAAGCACCUGCCACGACGAUACGAAAGGGCGGCUUGCAAGGCGUUUUGGAGGGACUCGAGGACAUGAAGAAUGGUCGCAUAAGUCGCCAGAAGCUCGUGUAUCGUAUCGCAGAUUCCUGUUAGGCAAGUGUCAGCGUUUCUUUCCUGCAAGUAAGCGAUAUAGCGUGAUUGGAACACGCGGCAAGAAGUAGUUGGGACGCUGGAC